CUUUUGCAAACAAGCUCCUCUAUUUGGCAAUCCUUCGGGAGGAUGUUUGAUAAAUCAGUGAGCUGUGCUGACUUCUCUUGGAUCCAAGGCCACGCUGAAAUCCCUUCCUCCUUUCCUUCCUCUUUUCUCUCUGUUCCAGAAAAUGACAAAUCUCUAGCCGUCCCCUGCCAGGCGUUGCUGUGGCCCAGUCUGGAGAUCUGGAAAAUAAAUUAGAAAGUAACCUCUGAAUGAACCUUGAGAAGAACACUUCCCUUUGGCUUAGGUCAGGAAUGAAAUUACGCAGCACUCACAAGAAAUAAGUUGGAGAAAAUAUAUUUCGAGCUCCAUAGCUGUGUAUUCAAGGAGGAAAGGGAGGAUUGUGCUGUAAACAGUGGGGCUUGGUAAUUUGUUUAUUCAAAUGGACUAGAGCAAUACAAGGACUGAGAAGCGGAAAUCAGAAGAAUAUAUCUGUGACCUUCUGGCAUAAUAUUUGAAUCAUAAAUGUAAAAGAAUGGAAAAUCUCAAUUCCUUGUCAAAAUCACAUACAGGGGAGAAGCGACAUAACUGUAUGGAAUGUGGGAAAUGUUUUAUUAAGAUAAGUUCUCUUACUAAACAUCAACGAACUCACACAGGAGAGAAGCCGUAUAAAUGCAUAGAAUGUGGAAAGAGCUUCAGUCAGAGUGGGAAUCUGUACUCCCAUCAAAGGACCCACACAGGGGAGAAGCCACAUAAAUGCAUGGAAUGUGGAAAGAGUUUCAGUCAGAGUUCACAUCUGCGUACCCAUCAGAGGACUCACACAGGGGAGAAACCACAUAAAUGCAUGGAAUGUGGAAAGGGCUUCAGUAAUAGUGCAAGUCUGCGUAUCCAUGAAAGGACCCACACAGGAGAGAAGCCACAUAAAUGCAUGGAAUGUGGAAAGAACUUCAGUCGGAGUGACAGUCUGCGUACCCAUCAAAGAUCCCACACAGGAGAGAAGCCGCAUAACUGCAUAGAAUGUGGAAGAAGCUUCAGUAAGAGUGCAAGUCUGCGUGUUCAUCAAAGGAUCCACACAGGAGAGAAGCCACAUAAAUGCAUAGAAUGUGGAAAGAACUUCAGUCGGAGUGACAGUCUGCGUAUCCAUCAAAGAUCCCACACAGGGGAGAAGCCAUAUACAUGCAUGGAAUGUGGAAAGAGCUUCAGUAAGAGUGUGAUUCUGCAUAUCCAUCAAAGGAUCCACACAGGGGAUAAGCCACAUAAGUGCAUGGAAUGUGGAAAGGGCUUUAGUCACAGUGGGACUCUGCGUAUUCAUCAAAGAACCCAUACAGGGGAGAAGCCACAUAAAUGCAUGGAAUGUGGAAAGAGCUUCAGUCAGAGUGGGAAUCUCCGUUCCCAUCAAAGAACCCACACAGAGGAGAAGCCACAUAAAUGCAUGGAAUGUGGAAAGAGCUUUGGUGAGAGUGGAAAGCUAUGUAUCCAUCAAAGGACCCACACAGGAGAGAAGCCACAUAAAUGCAUGGCAUGUGGAAAGAGCUUCAGUCACAGUGCAAAUCUGCGUAACCAUCAAAGAACCCACACGGGAGAAGCCACAUAAAUGCAUGGAGUGCAAGUAUGCGCAUCCAUCAAAGGACCCACACAUAGGAAGAUGCAUUGGACAUCAAAGAGCUCACAUACAG
Messenger RNA from Anolis sagrei ordinatus, 1631 nucleotides. The record is from RefSeq and is a predicted model, not a curated record. NCBI's taxonomy places the organism in Eukaryota, Metazoa, Chordata, Lepidosauria, Squamata, Anolidae.